Molecule: messenger RNA, 1095 nt
Organism: Suillus subalutaceus
Lineage: Eukaryota; Fungi; Basidiomycota; Agaricomycetes; Boletales; Suillaceae
Product: isoprenoid synthase domain-containing protein
Exons: 5
Coding region: 1-1095 (364 amino acids)
Biological process (GO): trans, trans-farnesyl diphosphate biosynthetic process
Cellular component (GO): cytoplasm
Molecular function (GO): (2E,6E)-farnesyl diphosphate synthase activity; dimethylallyltranstransferase activity
Source: RefSeq, a predicted model, not a curated record
AUGCGAUUUUUACGCACUCGCGAGAUGAGAUAUCGCAACGAAAUGUCAGGACUGUUGAGGAACUUCCGAAGCGGCAAUAUGCAGCCAUUGAAUGACAACCUAAUCUACAAUGUCCCUGGAGGUAAACUCAACCGUGGCGUAUCCGUCGUUGACACCGUCACGAUUCUCCUAAACCGCCCUCCAACUGACGACGAAUACUUCAAAGCUGCCCUCCUCGGAUGGUGUAUUCGAGCUUCAUUCUUCCUUGUUUCCGAUGACAUCAUGGACGGCUCCAUUUCGCGCCGUGGCCAACCGUGCUGGUAUCGUGUCUCUAAUGUCAAGGGGCUCGGAAAGGUACACAACAUUGCUGUAAACGACUCAUGCAUGCUCGAGGGCGCCAUCUACCACAUCCUCAAGAACCACUUCAGACGUGAGAGUUAUUAUGUUGAUUUGUUGAAUUUCACCCAGGUAACUUACAAGACCGAGAUGGGUCAGCUCGUUGACCAAAUCACUGCCCCCGAGGAUAACAUCAACAUAGGCAAAUACACCCUCCCCAAACAUGCCUUUAUUGUGCGGUACAAAACAGCCUACUACUCUUUCUACCUCAGUGUCGCGCUCGCCAUGCGUAUGUGUGGUGUCCCAGACGUAUACGAGCUAAACGGAAAGACCGUCGAACCAUACAAAGAAGCCAACCGCAUUCUCAUUCCCAUGGGCGAGUUCUUCCAGGUGCAAGACGACUACCUCGACUACCAUGGCACCGAGGCACAGAUCGGGAAAAUUGGUACGGACAUCAUUGAUGGCAAGUGCUCCUGGUGUGUGUGCACAGCACUCACCCACGGUACCGACAUGCAAAAACAAUUCCUGUUCGAGAACUACGGCAAGAAGGGUCCCGAACAGGCUAUGAGGGAGCAAGCUGUGAAGGACAUGUACAACGACGAUGAGGGGUUGAACAUUCCAAAGCGCUACGAGGAGUAUUCGAAGAACACAGUGGCAGAGAUUAAUGGGAUGAUCGAGUUGGUACCAGAGCCUGAUGUGCAGGAUGAGUUGAGGGGUGAUAGGCUGAGGCGGGACGUGUUCCGGGCCUUCCUGAGCAAGAUUACUGAUCGUACGGCGUAG